Molecule: messenger RNA, 1743 nt
Organism: Cyclocybe aegerita
Lineage: Eukaryota; Fungi; Basidiomycota; Agaricomycetes; Agaricales; Hemipholiotaceae
Source: the annotation of a GenBank genome assembly
AUGUCUACGACUACAACCACAGCAUUGAAUUACACAGCCCCUCCGACUUUCCCCAAGGCGGACAAGUUCGACGGGAUGAACUGGCUCCAAUGGAACAAAGCAAUCCUCAUCUCAGCAAGACUCCAAGGAGCUCGCGGCUACCUCGAGGAGCUGAUAGUGAACCCGGCUGCGCACCCACUGGCAGCUCCACUUCCCCCUUCUCCAUCAACAACUGAUGCCCCUAUCAUCACUACCACCAUUACCCUGACAGCGGCUGUGCCCCUGACACCCUGGACCUCAACCUCGCCCUCCACGGAGGAGUGGGACACCUGUGACGCCUGGGCAAUGGGCCUAAUCACUUGGAACGUCAAAAACACGGUUGGCCUAGGAGUCAAGACCAACAGAAUGGCUGCUCAGGCCUGGACCUCUCUCAAGUUGCAAUACGAGACCACCUCAGACCUCACGGCUGUCCUCGCAGACACCAAACUAUGCCAAAUCAAACUCUGUGACAGCGACGACCUCCACACCCACAUCGCCAACCUCCGAUCCAAAUGGGCCUACGCAAACUCGGUCAGUGCAGAGGUUCUCGACAGGGACUUCCAAAUAAUCCAGCUCCAAUCCCUGCCCAUGAUGCCUGUCUGGCAAGCAUUUAUCUCAACACUGUAUGAGGCCAAGACAGCUGCUGAGGUCAUCACUAGGAUUGGCCUUCACUGGCAACACGUCUCUGAAACCAGGACCAUCGCCACCCUGAACACAACCACCACGGCACUCCAGGCUGACACCAAGCAGAAGAAACCAGACAAAUACUGCACCAACUGCCACAGGAGAGGCCAUACUGCUGAUGUGUGCUACUGGUCAGGAGGGGGAAAGGAUGGUCAGUUUCCACCUGGCUUUGGGAAGCGUGGAGGUGCAAAUGGAUCCACAAAUUCCUCAACACCCUCAACAACCACUCCUGCAACGACCGCGAAUGUGGCCAUGGUUGAGACAGCCUAUGCUUUGAUGGCAGUGAUGGGGGGAUGGGACAAAGAUGGAGGUACGGGAGAGCAUGUAGUCUCAUUCAUACCGACAAGAGACAAACCAACAGCGCUGGCAGCAAUGGCUUCAGGAGGAGGAGAGCUACUCACUUAUGUUGACUCCAGUGCAAGCGACCAUUGCUUUGCUAAUAAGAAUGAUUUCUCUGCUUAUGAACCAUUCAUUGAGUCAUGCGAAGGCCAGGCUGCCUGCAGAGGGGCAAGAUUCAAAAUCCUCAGAAAGGGGACAGUUGUGAAGGUUUUCAUCUCAGAGGGGCAAAAGACCACAAUUACAUUCUACAAUGCCCUCCAUACACCUGAGUUUGCUGCAAACCUUAUCUCUGUGAGCAAGUUUGACACUGCCAACUUCAAGGUUAUCUUCGGGGAAGGACGUGCCCGAUUCAUCGAUUCCAACAGUGAAGCUUUCGUGACGGCCAACUGCUCGAACAGGAUGUACCUUCUAUCCCAAGGACCAGACACAGCUGCCCUAUCUGUGAGGUCCCAUGAGAAACCCACCAGCAUCGACAUCUGGCACUGGCAGUUCUCCCAUGCAGGUGUAACAUUAAUAGAAGACAUGGCCCAAAAGAACCUCGUUGACAGACUCCAGAUCACAGGUGGAGACUUGGACAGAGCACCCGGGAUGUGUGAAGACUGCAUAUAUGGAAAACAGACCUCGAGACCAUAUGACGAGCACUACACACCCGAGACAGAGCUCCUUGCUCUCGUCCACAUUGACCUGUGGGGGCCUGCAUGA